AUGUCUCAGCUAGGCGAUGACGAACUAACCCUAAUCCUCAAUUGGGUCACCGACCCAAAAGAAAGACAAUUGCUCUCCGAGGUCUGCAAACAAUGGCUGAGAGUGGAGGGCCUGAACCGAUCCUCAAUUCGUCUUCUCGAACCCGAACAUCUCCUCCGAGUCCUACCCAGAUUCCCAAAUUUACUCCAAUUCGAAGCAUCAAAGUCCAUCGCCGACUCCGACCUCGAACUCAUAGCUCGAUUCUGUCCCAAAGUCGAAGUCAUCGACCUCAAUUCGAAAACCCCACGUAAGAUUUCUGACGAAUUUGACGAAGCAUUGUUGUUUGAAGAUUUUGGGAACGACGGUCUGUGCGCUCUGGCACAUGGGUGUCCGAAAUUGCGUAAGGUUUCGAUCAGAAGGAGGAAGAAUGUUGGGAAUUUUGGGAUCGUUUCGCUUGUGGAUUUAUCGCGUAAUUUGACGUAUUUGGAUUUAGGGUUUUGCAGCUUGGUUUCGGACCCAACCCUAGAUGCAAUUGGGUCUUCAAAUUCGAUUAUGGUUUUGGGUUUGCAAGGAUGUUCGUUGAUUACGGAUCGCGGGUUAAAGUUUUUGGCAAAUGGGUCUUGCUCAAAAACCAUGAAAAGGCUGAAUCUUGCAGAGUGUGAUAGAAUCACUGAUUUUGGGGUCUCCAUUUUGCAGACUAUGUGUGGCUUGGUGGAGCUGAAUUUGGCGGAAUGUGGUCCGAAAAUCACCGACUCCGGAGUUGUUUCAAUUGCUGCAAUUGGAUCUCUUAAAAGAUUGAACCUGUCUUGGUUGAUCAAUGUGACAAAUCAAACAGUCGUUGCUCUUGCUGAGAAUUGCCGGAAGUUGGAGAUGCUGGAUUUAACCGGCUGUGAAUUGAAUCGCUUUGGCGUUGAAAAAUGGAUGCAGAUAACAACUAUUGUGCUCUGCUGCUUCAUGGUUUCAGAAACUUUUUCAUAG
Messenger RNA from Pyrus x bretschneideri (Chinese white pear), 957 nucleotides. RefSeq names its product F-box protein At3g58530. The record is from RefSeq and is a predicted model, not a curated record. Gene Ontology annotation, cellular component: SCF ubiquitin ligase complex. NCBI's taxonomy places the organism in Eukaryota, Viridiplantae, Streptophyta, Magnoliopsida, Rosales, Rosaceae. Bases 1 to 957 code for a protein of 318 amino acids. Gene Ontology annotation, biological process: SCF-dependent proteasomal ubiquitin-dependent protein catabolic process. The transcript has 2 exons.